AGUCUUGCAGCAAGAGUGGAAGUUGAACCUGGACCAAAUUACGGAAAAACUACCCGCUGAAAACUAUCUGCUCUGUGCGAAAACAGACAAUAUUCAUUACUUUUGCCGGCGGCAUUGUUUCGAAUGAUCACUUUAGGGAUUCGUUUAGAGUAAUGACAAUGUUGGGUAUGUAUGUGCCAGAUAGAUUUUCUUUGAAAUCAUCUAAGGUCCAAGAUGGAAUCGGGCUUUACACGGCGAGACGAGUGAAAAAGGGGGAAAAGUUUGGCCCUUUCGCUGGAGAAAAGAAACUGCAGAGUGAGCUGGAUGAGAGCACGGACACCAGACUGAUGUGGGAGGUCCGAGGUAGUAAAGGCGAUGUGCUCUAUGUUUUGGAUGCCAGUAACCCUCGCCAUGCCAACUGGCUGCGUUUUGUCCACCAGGCGCCAUCGCAAGAAGAGAAGAACCUGGCAGCCAUCCAGGACGGAGAGAAUAUCUUCUACCUGGCAGUGGACGACAUUGAGACAGACACAGAAAUGCUGAUAGGCUACCUGGACAGUGAUAUGGAGGAAGAGGAAGAGGAUGAGGAAGAGGAAAUCAUCAAAGAGGAAGAUGAAGACAGCAAAGAGGCCAAACAUCUUAUUGAAAUGGAACUGGUGAUCAAGAAGGAGGACCACCCGUGCCUGCUGUGUGAGAGUAGCUUCCCUAGCGAGGAGAUCCUAGCAGCCCACCUCCAGAGCCUGCACCAGAGACCAAUCACAGAGGAGAAAGAGUACAAGUGCAGGAACUGUGGCAAGAAGUUCCCCAUCAAACAAGCCUUGCAGCGCCAUGUUCUGCACUGUGCUGAGACCCUGGGUCAUUCAGGAGACUCCUCCAGAGGCCACCACCAGUGUUCCCUCUGCCACAUCACCUUCAGCUCAGAGUCCAGUUAUGACCAGCACAAGGAGGCGUGUAGAGGAGACGCCAGGUUCAUCUGUAAGGCUGAGAGCUGUGGGAAGAGGUUCAAGAGCAAAGACGCUCUGAAGAAACACAAAGGGAACGUCCACACAGGAAGUUCCAGGCGGAAGCUUAUGUGCACCAUCUGCAACAGGAAAUGCUCCUCCUUACUGAAUCUCCAGGAACAUCGUAAGGUACACGAGAUAUUUGACUGUACUGCCUGCGAUAAGAAAUUCAUCUCUACCAAUCAGCUCAAGCGCCACAUGAUCACUCACUCAGAGAAACGUCCGUACACCUGUGAGAUCUGCAGUCGUUCGUUUAAGCGUCUGGACCAGGUGACGGCCCAUAAGAUCAUCCACAGCGAAGACAAGCCCUACAAGUGUAAGCUGUGUGGGAAGGAGUUUGCCCACCGGAAUGUCUACAAGAAUCACAAGAAGACUCACUCAGAGGAAAGACCCUUCCAGUGUGAGGAGUGCAAAGCCCUGUUCCGCACCCCCUUCUCUUUACAGCGCCACCUACUCAUCCACAACAGUGAGAGGACAUUCAAGUGUGACCAGUGUGACGCCACGUUCAAGAGAAAAGACACGCUCAACGUGCACAUCCAGGUGGUGCACGACGGACACAAGAAGUACAAAUGUGACCUGUGUGAGAAGGCCUUCGUCACCCCCUCUGUUCUCAAGAGCCACAAGAAGACGCACACAGGGGAAAAGGAGAAGAUCUGCCCAUACUGCGGACAGAAGUUUGCCAGCAACGGCACUUUGAGGGUCCACAUCCGCAGCCAUACAGGUGAGCGGCCAUACCAGUGUCCUUACUGUGACAAAGCAUUCAGCAAGAAUGAUGGACUGAAGAUGCACAUUCGCACACACACUCGGGAGAAGCCAUAUAAAUGCAGUGAAUGUAACAAGGCCUUCAGUCAGAAGAGAGGUCUGGACGAACACAUGAGGACCCACACCGGAGAGAAACCCUUCCAGUGUGAUGUGUGUGAUCUGUCGUUCAGUCUGAAGAAGAUGCUGAGCAGGCACAAGCUGACCCACAACCCCAACAGGCCCAUGGCAGAAUGCUCGCUGUGCCAUAAGAAGUUCACCAGGAAUGACUACCUCAAAGUGCACAUGGAGAAUGUUCACGGGGAGACAGAGGGCUAGAACCCAUCUACUGUAUAUGAUACUACUGAAGAUAAACUACAGUGAGCUCCAAAAGUAUUGGCACAUUGACACAUUUGUGGGUUUUUGGUUCUGUACUCCAGCUCUUUGGAUUUGA
Molecule: messenger RNA, 2169 nt
Organism: Salvelinus namaycush (lake trout)
Lineage: Eukaryota; Metazoa; Chordata; Actinopteri; Salmoniformes; Salmonidae
Product: PR domain zinc finger protein 5-like
Exons: 16
Coding region: 153-2054 (633 amino acids)
Biological process (GO): regulation of transcription by RNA polymerase II
Molecular function (GO): RNA polymerase II cis-regulatory region sequence-specific DNA binding; DNA-binding transcription factor activity; protein binding
Source: RefSeq, a predicted model, not a curated record